AUGAUUGCUGAAUUUGAUCCAAUUAUGCAAGAACAUGUUCGACGUAUUCAAAAUAGUGAAAUUCAUAAUCAUUAUUUAGGACAUAGAAUUCAAAAUGAGUUGAUUCAAAUAUUAGCGAGUGAAGUGAAAAAUGCAAUUUUGAAAAAAGUUAAAGAAGCAAAAUAUUUUUCAGUUAUACUUGAUUGUACUCCUGAUUUAAGUCAUCAAGAACAAAUGUCUCUUAUAUUGAGAUGUGCAGAUAUCUCAACUAGUCCAAUAAGAGUGGAAGAAUAUUUUUUAGGAUUUUUAAAAGUUGAUGAUACUUCUAGAAAAGGCAUGACUAUUUGGUUUGAUAUUUUGUUUGUUGUCAAUUCAAUUAGUAAAAAUUUACAAUGUAAAAAUAUGGAUAUUGACAAUGCUAUAAAUCAGUUAGAUAGCCUUCUUUCUUAUUUUGAAAAUUAUAGGAAAGAUGGAUUUGUUUCUGUUAUAAUUUCAGCUAAAGAAAUUGCAAUUGAAAUAGAAAUUGAGCCUAAAUUUUGUGAAAAACAUGUGAUUCGUAAGAAAAAACAAUUUGAUGAAAUAAUUGAUGAUGAUGAUAUAGUAAAAUCUGUUGAAUAA
Messenger RNA from Humulus lupulus (European hop), 597 nucleotides. RefSeq lists its product as uncharacterized. The transcript has 2 exons. The record is from RefSeq and is a predicted model, not a curated record. NCBI's taxonomy places the organism in Eukaryota, Viridiplantae, Streptophyta, Magnoliopsida, Rosales, Cannabaceae. The coding region runs from base 1 to 597 and encodes 198 amino acids.